Molecule: messenger RNA, 5897 nt
Organism: Labrus bergylta (ballan wrasse)
Lineage: Eukaryota; Metazoa; Chordata; Actinopteri; Labriformes; Labridae
Source: RefSeq, a predicted model, not a curated record
AGCAGGUUUCUGGGGAGCAGCAGCAGCAGCAGCAGCAGCAGCGCUCAUAAUCCUCCUCAUAUCGGAUGCUGAUCGUCCGGAGAGCAGCUGGUGUGUUGCUGAAUUCGGCGACCAGGCAACUCUGCUGAUCAAUUCAAUUUGGGACUAAACAGGAUGAAUUAAGGGUCAAUGCUCAGCUCGUGAGGCAGCGAUGAGUCUGACUUCCUGGUUCUUGGUGAGCAGCGGGGGGACGCGUCAUCGUCUCCCCAGGGAGAUGAUCUUUGUGGGGAGGGACGACUGCGAGCUCAUGCUGCAGUCCCGCAGUGUGGACAAACAGCACGCUGUCAUCAACUAUGAGCCAAAUACAGACGAACAUAAAGUGAAGGACCUGGGCAGCUUGAAUGGGACAUUUGUCAACGAUGUCAGAAUUCAGGAGCAAAUCUAUGUCACCCUGAAAAUAGAUGACAAGCUGAGGUUUGGGUACGAUACCAACCUGUUCACUGUGGUUCGAGGAGAGCUGCAUAUUCCAGAGGAGGCCCUGAAGCAUGAGAAGUACAGCAGCCAGCUCCAGCUGAGCCACAAAAAACCUCCGCAGGGGGAACCGUCUAAAUCUGAGGUGAAACCCUCUGAGACAGCAGCAGCACCUGUGUGCGAGGGGGCCGUCACCAAGCCCCCCGAGGCCAGCAGAGUGGAGGAUAAGGCUACAGGAGAUUUAGCGGUGCUGCAAAGAGGUACGCCCCUCUAUGGCCAGCCCGCCUGGUGGGGAGACGGAGAAGCUGAGGACCAGCAACAUGGAAGGCCUGAGGAAAAAGGCUCAGAACGGAAGCGAGAGAAAGUUGAAACAGACGCCAAGAGGAGUACAGAUGUCUCAAAAUCGGCCCCAAAAUCAGCCGCCAAUCAGGAGCCCAGCUACUUUGAGAUCCCUACGAAGGACACGACCUCAGCAGGUAAAGUGAGCAGUGACGACCCCGCAAGAGAGCAAGAGGCCGCGGCGUCUUCUGCUGGCCACGCCUCCUUCACCAUCGAGUUUGACCCGGGAGCGUCGAGCAAAGUGACAGUCAAAGAUCGAGUGGCGAAGGUGGGACCAGAGACCAAGCCGCGUCCUAAAAGGCCCGGCGGCGAAGUGCUGAGUCCACUUCAGACAGCCAUGGUUGCUGCGGAAGUGAAAGUUGCUGAUUGGCUGGCUCAGAACGAGCUGCCGCUGGCUCUGAAGGACACGGUUGCCGAAGAAGACGGGGAGAGUGUGAAGAGUGAUGUGCCUGUACAGCUGAAGAGUCUUAAAGGCAGUAAACAUGAGGACGGUACUCAGAGUGACUCAGAGAAUGCAAAUGGAGAGCAGCGUAGGGCCGCAACUCUGGAGGAGCGCUCAUGGGGUCUUUGGGGCGGUGCAGGGAUGAAGUUCAGAGAGGGUCGCGCUAACGUCCCAGAGGGGCUUUUUGCAGAGGAAGACAGCCCCGCUCGCCGUCGCAAGUCCUCCACUUCCAAAGUAGCAGUCGGAUUAGUUGAGAGGAGACAUGACUCUGCAACACAUCAGCAAGGCGGCCGGGAUGACUGCUAUCAACGCGGCGAUGAUUAUAGUGACAAAGGGACUUACACUAUUGAGCUGGAGAAUGGAGAUAAUGAAGAGGAAGAGGCAAGGAAAAUGAUCGACAAGGUGUUUGGUGUGGAAGAGCAGGAGGCUGUGUGUGUGGCCAGGAUGGGGGGUGCUGACCACAGAGAGAGGCUCAACUCCCAGAGGUCUGGUACUGGAGACAGAGGAAAGCCAGGACGUGUGGAGACAGAGGUACUACCUGAGGAAUUGGUUGUGGGUGGUCCCCGCUGGGUCUCUCAGUGGGCUACUCUGGCUGCCAGUCACAUCAGGACAGACCCUGAGGGAUCGGGAGGGGAGAGUCACAUCAUGGUCACAGAGGACAGAGCAGAAAUUAGUGAGUCCAGCCACUCAGCCUCUUUUGCCUCAUCUGGCUACACAGAGCGUAAGAGAAGAACCCUGCCCCCACUGCCGGGUGAGGAGCUGGUCCUGGGGAGGAGGAUGCCAGGUUCAGGCCUGCGGGUAGAUAUGGGGGAGAAACAAGACACAGAGCCACAAGAGAAGGAGAACCUGGAGGACAAGAUGGGCAGGGGAAAGAAUCGACCCGGUCAUGGAGCUGUGGGCAGUCAUGGUGGCAGCCCUAGUCGUUCCUCACCAGCCAAGUCCCAGGACAGUGGAGGGGGGAGAUCAAGCCAGUCAGGUGUGAUGGCCAAACUCCCCCCUCGUUCCCUGACCAGUGGGGAGAAGAGAAGAGAGGAGGCACAGCGGAGGAAAAAGGAGGAGGAGAAGGCCAGGGAAAGUGCUGGAAAGCCAUUGCUGAGGCAGGAGAGCUUCACUGUGGAGAAACCGAGCUCCAACGUGCCCAUUGAGCUCAUCCCUCGCAUCGAUGGGCUUAAACAAAGCAGAACUCAGAGUAAAGGGAAAGGCAUCGACAGCACUACACUGCAGAAAGACUCGGAUGCUGUGGCCGCCUUUUUAGAAACCACUGUAUCAGACCAAGGUGAUCCUAUAAGUCAGUCCAUUGAAGGCUCCAUGUCACCCGAGUCAGACGUGGACACGACGAGCACAGUAAGCCAAGCCGAAGGAGCGAGGAAAGUAGUCCAGAAACGGCGGACUCUUGCGGCACAGCAGAAGGAGAGGACGGUUCUGUGCUCGACGGGUAAAGGUCCUGCUGGGGCCCGCGAGAGCCAGGACAGGAGGGUGAAGACAAAGACAUCAGGUCCUCAAAAGACCAGCCGGCCCUGGACUUCCUGUGAUCUCACUGAUGAUGACGUUAACUCCAACUCUUUGCUCUCUGACUCCCAGCCCACCUCUACACAGGAGUCUAGAAGCUCCCAUACCAGAGGCCAGACUGGGAACACCACAUUAGGGGCCAGCACAAAGUCUAGUCGGGCUAAAAUAACCCAAGCUCCUGCCUCUUCAAAUAGUAAAUCCACCAAUGUUACCAAACCAAGGCCAACCAGAGCGUCCCUGCUGAGACGAGCCCGGCUCGGGGACUCUUCAGAUACUGAACCUGCUGAUAUUGACCGGAUGUCAGUGGCCUCUGAGGCGUCGACCACCAGCUCUGCAUCGAGGACAGGGAUGGUAAAAAGAGGAAUGUCCAGGAUAGAGGCUUUAGCACAGCCGAGGAGACCUAGGGUCGGAUCCCCCUCAGCUCAAAGCGACUCAGAGGCCACUGUGACACGGCAUAGAGGUAUGGGGGCCCGCAGUGUUGCAGGUGAUUAUGCCCUCAGACAAGGACUGAGAGGAUCUAAUGUCACCUCAGUGUCUGGACCCAGAGCCAGGGCCAACAGUGCCUCUAAGCUGCCUGACAAGAGUAAAGGCACCUCAUCGUAUUCCCACGUCACACCUACAUCUAGCACUCGAUGGCGCCGCGUGCCUGUGGAGUAUGCGUCCACCUCGGAGGACGAGUAUGGCUCAAACCGUCACUUAUCCAAGCAGAGUCAAGCACGGGCGUUUCCUUCCACGCGGGUAGCUCAGCUGGGAGGGUCAGCCCCGGCAACUCCUAAUCCUGCAGGCCUAGCGGGCCUGAAACAGCACUCGAGAGAGCAGGAUGAGUACAUGAGAGACUGGACAGCACACAGUGAGGAGAUAGCCAGGAUAAGCCAAGACCUAGCCAAAGACCUUGCCAUGCUGGCCAGAGAGAUUCAUGAUGUGGCGGGAGAGAUCGACUCAGUCAGCCCUGCAGCCGCUGACCCUGGAGCUGUGCUGAAGGAGCGUGUAUGUGAUGACAGCUUGGACCUCGAUGGACCUGCAGAGAACAACAGCAUGGGAACCAAUGGGAGGUCUGUGGAGCUUCGACCCCGGAGCUCAAGUGGACAGAGCGCCCGCUCCAUCCGCAGACAGACAUGGAACAGAGACGACGGGGUACUAGACAGUUUACUUCUAGCGUCUGUGACCCAACUGUCCACAAGGAUACGUCAGUCUGUUGACAAAACAACCUGCAAAAUCAGGAUCCUCUUCAAGGAUAAAGAGAAAUGGGAGGAGAUAGAGAGCAAACUGCAGGCAGAGCAUGAUUCCUUACUGCUCAAGAGCUCCAAUAAGGAGAUUUCAACCAUCCUUCAAGACCUGAAGAGAGUGGAAAAACAACUGCUAAUAAUCGACAUGAUGGUGGAUGCAGACGGCACCCUGGAUGCCCUGUCCACUCUCGGCCUGACCAGCCCUCUGACAGACCAGAAGAUCAGCCCCGGGACUCAGCAGGAGGCGUCAUUGUUGCCUCCUGCAGCUGGAGCUACAUCCAGACCUGAAGGACUAGCCAGCAAGCCCUGUGGACCUUUGGACCAUGCAGGGAACCAGCGAGACCCAGGGUCCAAACAAAGCUCUAGAUCCUAAAACUGAUAACACCAAGGACAUUAUUCAGAAUGCAUCUUUUAUGUUAGACAGACAUGCUGAAGACAUUGUUCAGGUUUUUUCUUUUGGUUUCAGAUCAAAGAGGGAGGAGAAUGAAGUCCUUUCAGCGGGAAUACCUGACUGCCUUGACUAUCAAUCAAACUCAAUUGUGAUUGGACUGACUAAAAAUCCAUCACUACCAAAAUGCAGCUCAUAAUACGAUAAACAAUACAAAAGCAUUACUCUGUCAAUGUGUCGACUUAUAAAGAAAUGACCUAAUAUACAGUUACACAUCUGUGACCUUUGUGUUGCAGUUUACCAUCCAUUAACCUUGAAAAACGUUCAAAAGAUCUGAUGUUGAAGAUGAGAGGAUGUCCAGAAUGAACUUUCAUAACUCUUUUUUUGUUUGUCUGUUUGUUUUAAUCUGAGCGUCUUUGACUUUGACAAAGGUCAAUUCCUGCCAUUUAAUAACAAGCUUUAACAUUUUUUGGUUUGGAGCUUUUCUUAGCUAAAGGCUGAUGCAAGACACUCAAACUUGAACGGUGCAACGUUGUCAAAAGAAAAGUAUUCCAGCAGAGGCGUAUGUGAAAAAAGUUAUUUUACCAUGCCAUAGAAUUAUUUAUAGUAAGAAAUCUAUCCGUUGGCCUGUUGCCAUCGCAAUCCCCAAACCUGACUCAGUAGUGAAUUUCCAUCAGAAAAGGCAACACUGCCUGUUUGCUUGGAAAAGAACUGAGUAUGUACAGUAUAAAUGUGUAUUAUUAUUUGUGUUACAGUCCCAUCCAUGCCUUCUUUUUUCUUGUUGCAAUGCCCUUUGAAACCAUUGUUGAGACUAUGUGUUUAUAAAACCUUUAACAUCAAAUGUAGCCCCCACAAAGGUUUUCCUCUUCAAAAUGUAAUUUGUCACAAGUGCCCUAUUCCAAACAAUCAAACCAGUCACAGAUAAGAGAUGUGAAAGUGUAUAUGAGGUGUUGAGCUAGAGGUGGUCUUUGUUUUUUGCACAUUAAUAGCUGAUAUAUGUUAUAAAUCAUAUCUAAGGGACCACCAGAACAUUGCUCGCCCCCUGUGACGCUCCUUCAUCAUGUUGACGUCGUCGACCACAAACAAAGCAGGGAGACAGCCGGCUGCCUGUGGACCAAACAGUUUGUCAAACGACUUUCUGAUCACAAGUGCAACGUUGCGUCUGAACCAGCAUAGACCGGGGCUACCUCCGAGUCCUGCAGCUGCAUUUGAUUGUUAACGAUGCAACAGAAGGGUGGAUGGUGUGAUGACUGUAGGGUUUUCCAAUGUCUUGCCUCAUAUCAAUGUUUACACAUGAAUGUAACCUGAUCAGAACUGUUGAAACAUUUUAGCCAAAUCAACUUUAAUAAAGGUUAACAACUGCAUUUUGUGUUCUGCGCCUACAGUAUUUAUUUUUAUUCUGUUUGAGCAUUUGGAGAUUUUUUAUUUGGUUGUUUUGUAUGAACCUUUUUUUUUUUGUAAUGAUUUUAGGGUAAUGUUGACCUUGCAAUACCUGUGUACUGUUUGUCUCAUUUCCAAUAAAAUGCAUGAUUAUCAUGACCUA